Molecule: messenger RNA, 2391 nt
Organism: Syzygium oleosum
Lineage: Eukaryota; Viridiplantae; Streptophyta; Magnoliopsida; Myrtales; Myrtaceae
Product: fatty acid amide hydrolase-like
Exons: 20
Coding region: 94-2067 (657 amino acids)
Molecular function (GO): catalytic activity
Source: RefSeq, a predicted model, not a curated record
UAAUUUAUUCUCGUGGGCUUUCGUUCUUGAUGCCGUUCUUGCCUUCUCCGCCUAACUCUCGUACUAUAAAAGACGGGGGCUUUUGGUUGUGCGAUGACCUUUUCUUGUGAACUUCACCCACAAGCGCUCACACACGCACUCUCACUCUCUGAUCUUUGUGUAUCCUCUCUCCUUCUGCAAAUUCACCGGAGAGAGAGAGAGAGAGAGAGAGAGAGAGAGAGAGAGAGAGAGAAUAUGGGGUUGUUCAGAGAUAAGGGAGUCGUUUACAAGGCGGCGGAGACAGUUGAUCUUGGCCCUCACAGUGAUGAAUUCUAUCUCCAAGCCAAUGUUAAAGCUCCUCGCAUGGCCGGACUUCUGGUGAAGAUCUUCGUGUGGUUCUUGGAAUCGAGGAUAUUCGGGGCAGUGUUGUUAUACUUCCUCAAGAAAAACAACCUCAUUCACAAGCUUGUUUCUAAUGCAGAGAUAGAGGAGUCCCCGGUCUUUGUUCCCUUGCACCCAUUUGAAGAACUGAACGAGAAAGAAGUGAUUGAGAUAGAUCCUAAUCUGUCCGUGCCGGAAAAAGUUCAGAAAGCAGUGAAUGCGAUAACUCCACUGGUUGAAGAAUUAGUAGAUGGGACGAAGCCUUCUUUCCGCCGAUGGACUAUAAUGGACUACUCGAGAGCCUAUAGCUCAGGAGUACUAACACCACUUAAGGUGGCACAGAGAUUUAUAGCUUCUGUCGAAGAAUCUUCCGCUCGACCAUUGCCAAUGGCCUUCUUCAUCGACUGCAAAGCCGAAGAUAUUCUGAGGCAAGCUAAAGAGUCGACUCUCCGCUAUGAAAGAGGAGAGCCAAUUUCUGUACUGGAUGGAGUACCGGUCGCUGUCAAGGAUGAGAUAGAUUGCUCUCCCUACCCUACCACAGGUGGUACAAAGUGGCUGCACAAAUUCAGAACUUGUCAGGGGGACGCGUGCUGCGUUAUGCGCCUCAGGUCGUGCGGAGCCAUACUUGUCGGUAAAACCAAUAUGCACGAGCUUGGCGCUGGAACGAGUGGGAUAAAUCCUCACUAUGGAACUGCUAGGAAUCCAUAUGAUAGCAAAAGGAUAGCCGGGGGUUCAUCGAGUGGAUCUGCUGCUGUGGUUUCUGCAGGAUUAUGUCCUGUUGCUCUUGGUGUUGACGGGGGAGGAUCCGUGCGGAUGCCUGCGGCUCUUUGUGGCGUGGUUGGUUUAAAGCCGACUUUUGGACGUGUACCACAUGAGGGCGUUCUUCCUCUGAAUUGGACUGUUGGGAUGGUUGGUAUACUUGCUGGCACAAUUGAGGAUGCCUUUGUCGUUUACGCAGCUUUAAGUGGCCAACCUGUUCCGCAUAGUCCAACACUCCCAUCGCCCAAAGAAUACUAUCCCUUAUUGAAGCCGACUACACCUAUUUCUGGCAUCAGAUUGGCAAAGUAUGGAAAGUGGUUCGAUGAUUGCAGUGAUGAAAUCAAGGCAUGUUGUUCUCAUGCACUGGACAAGCUUCAUAAACAGUAUGGUUGGGAGACUCUGGAGGUGACUAUACCGGAGAUAGAAGUGAUGCGACUGGCACAUUACACAACAAUCGCGUCCGAGUGCCACACAUCACUCAGUUCUUAUCUAGAGAAACUGGAUGUUGCAGAAUUAGGAUGGGAUGCAAGGGUGGCACUCGGUGUAUAUGGUUCCUUCAGCAGCCAGGAGUAUAUUAAGGCCCAGAGAAUUAGGAACCGGCAGCUGCAAUUUCACAGGAAUAUAUUUGCUAAAGCAGAUGUCAUUGUGUCGCCAACAAUAGGGGUAACUGCGUAUGAAAUCUUCGAUGAUGCUCGCGAAACUGGUGAACUUGAUUACAUAAAUGGAGCUGCACUUGUGCGUUAUUCAAUAGCAGGGAACUUUCUAGGAUUGCCUACCAUAACAAUCCCGGUUGGAUAUGACAAAUUGGGCUUGCCAAUUGGCCUUCAGUUUAUCGGGAGGCCGUGGUCUGAGCCGACAUUGAUCCACAUAGCUCAUGCCAUGCAGGCCCUGUGCAUAUCCGAGUGCCAAAAGCCAGAAGUAUUCUAUGAUCUGCUCAAGGAGGACUAAUCAAUGGGCAGAGAGAGCUUUAUCCGCCUGCUCGACAAGUCCCUUUCAUCUUUAUUCGGCGAUACACCAUUGAAAAUUUUCCUUUUGCCUUUCAUAAUUACUGUUUACGUGAUGAAUUAUUCAGGUCAGGGAUCUGGAAGAUGGAGUAAACUUAGUCUGGUGCUUGAAACUGUCUUAGAAUAUGACCCAACGGUCCUGACCCAAACGCCCAAAAAAAGAAAAGGAAAAAACAGUUUAUGGCUUUUGCAAGUGACUUGAUGUGUACAGAGGUUUUCCUGCUGGCAAGAGUGACUUUGAAACCAUCCAAUGUCCUUAUUUACCAAA